CAGCUCAAAAAUUUCACUUCAGCUUCAGUGUUCACUGUUUAUUGCCUUUUUUGUUCUCAUUCGAUGAGGGAUUAAAAGGAAAGCAAAAAUCAAUUUCACUUUCACAUCGCAAAUAUUCAUUUUGAUUUCCCAAACCACAAAGAUUGCGUGGCUCCACUUAUGCAUCAAAUUCUCGAUAUUCUCCUCCCCUUUUCUCAAAUAUUACAGCCUCUAGUCGCUUAAUCCCAACGAUCUUCAGUUCUAUAAUCGUAAUUUCAUGUCUUUGUUUAUUGGCCGUCCUGUGUUCCGUGUUGCCUUCGAAACUCACAUUUCCAGGUCGAUAAGCUCGAGAAAAUCAGAAAUGGCGCCUCCGAUCUUGUCGCUUGCUCUUCCUUCGGAGACUGGUCGGGUUCUCAGUAUUCAAUCGCAUACAGUUCAGGGAUAUGUUGGCAAUAAAUCAGCUGUCUUUCCCCUUCAACUUCUGGGCUAUGAUGUUGAUCCGAUCAAUUCUGUACAAUUCUCAAAUCAUACAGGAUAUCCAUCCUUUAAAGGCCAAGUUUUAAAUGGUCAACAGCUAUGGGAUCUAAUAGAAGGCCUUGAAGCAAAUGAAUUACUUUACUAUACUCAUUUGUUAACAGGUUAUAUUGGUUCAGUUUCAUUUUUGCACACUAUAUUGGAAGUUGUCCAUAAGCUUCGCACCAUAAAUCCGAAAUUGACAUAUGUUUGUGAUCCAGUAAUGGGUGAUGAAGGAAAGCUCUAUGUUCCACCAGAGCUUGUAGCAGUAUAUCGUGAGAAGGUUGUUCCAGUGGCUUCAAUGUUAACCCCUAACCAGUUUGAAGCAGAACAGUUGACUGGGUCCAGGAUUGUGACUGAAAGAGAUGGCCGCGAAGCUUGUAAUAUUCUUCAUGCUGCUGGGCCUUCAAAGGUUGUAAUCACAAGCAUCAGUAUGGAUGACAAUCUUCUUCUCAUUGGCAGUCAUCAAAAGGAAAAGGGCCAAUCUCCUGAGCAAUUCAAGAUUGUGAUACCCAAAAUUCCGGCAUAUUUUACGGGAACUGGAGAUCUGAUGACUGCACUUCUGCUUGGAUGGAGUAAUAAAUAUCCUGACAACCUUGGCAGGGCAGCAGAGCUUGCAGUCUCAAGUUUGCAGGCACUUCUACAAAGGACAGUGAAUGACUAUGAACGUGUAGGAUAUGAUCCCAAGUCAAGCAGUUUGGAGAUCAGAUUAAUCCAAAGCCAAGAUGACAUUCGCCAACCACAAAUCAGAUACAAAGCUGAGAAAUAUUAAUGGACGGGUGAAUAUUACUCUCUCCGGCCCAUUUUGUUUGCUUGUUUUUUCUUUUUUGGAUGUUUUAAAAUGUUUGCAAGGUUUCUAAAUUUAUACAUGUGAACAAUUGCUUUUUCCUAUAAUAACCUUUAAGAUUCUUUAUUAAAUGAAAGAUUUUUAUUAACAUUUUAAUGAGUUAAAGGGUAAAAAA
Messenger RNA from Jatropha curcas, 1454 nucleotides. It is a transcript of the gene SOS4, whose product is annotated as pfkB-like carbohydrate kinase family protein. Gene Ontology annotation, molecular function: pyridoxal kinase activity. Lineage: Eukaryota; Viridiplantae; Streptophyta; Magnoliopsida; Malpighiales; Euphorbiaceae. Gene Ontology annotation, cellular component: cytosol. The record is from RefSeq and is a predicted model, not a curated record. Gene Ontology annotation, biological process: pyridoxal 5'-phosphate salvage.